AUGGAGAUUAUUCCUUCCCAAAAAUCGUCUUCUCGAUCGAGGUCCAGGUCACGGACUAGAAAUUCAACUGCGAAUUCGCGAUCAACCUCUGCCACAAGGAGACCGAGCUUGUCAUCAACAACACGCCGCUCAUUAUCUAGCUCCUCUCUAGACAGGCUUACCCUCACCUCCACAAAGAUCGAUGCUGAUCGGAGCAUCCCUUCAAUAGAUGCUAUCUUGGACAAUACCUUGCCCGCAGAGUUUUUUAAACAGGAUAUAAUAGCACUCACAAAAGCGUUGAAGAUUAGCAAAUGGCACAAGAAGAGUCUUGUCACACUGAACUUGAGCAUAAACAGAAUUUCAGGUGCGUUGACCAAUUCGAUAUACAAGAUUGAAUACAAUGAUGAUCGUCAAGAUGUUCACUUACCUGCAUUAUUGCUUAGGGUGUAUGGGAAAAAUGUCGACGAGUUAAUCGACCGUGACUCCGAGUUGCAAACAUUGAUCAAGUUAUCGCAAAAGAGGAUUGGUCCUCGACUCUUGGGAAUAUUCACCAACGGUAGAUUUGAGCAAUUCUUGGAGGGAUACAUAACAUUGAAUAAGGAGCAGAUUAGAGAUGAAGUCAUUAGUCAGAUGUUUGGAAGAAGAAUGAAGGAUUUGCAUUAUAAGAUUGAAUUGAACACCGAAGACUACCUGCAACAUUUACCAACAUGCUGGCGGUUGAUUGAGAAAUGGUUGCGCAUCUUUGAGGAAGAAUAUUUACCUGGGUAUGAGUCUGCCGGUGUAGAUAUCAAAGAUGUGUUUAUGAUGAGCAUGGACGAGUUUAAGGAUUUGGUAUUUGAUUACAAGUACUGGUUAUUUAGCAAAUACGAAAAAGAUGGAUUUAGUUCAAAUUACAAGUUCUGUCAUAAUGAUACACAAUAUGGUAAUCUACUCCUUCACGAGUCCUUUAAACCAGAAGAUAUAAUCGUUGACACACCAACUUCGUCUUCGGCAAACCUUAGUGAAGUUGCACUCAAGUCUACGACAAAUAAGAAAGAUUCCAAUCUAGUUGUCAUUGAUUUCGAAUAUUCUGGACCCAAUUUCCCAGCAUUUGACGUUGUAAACCACUUUAGUGAAUGGAUGGCUGAUUAUCACGAUCCUGAGAAAUCAUACUACAUUGACGAGCACAGGUACCCAACAAAAUUGGAGCAAUUGAACUUGAUUAAAUCCUAUAUUGAGUAUGAUUUCCAAUUCCCUUCAUCCAAUUUGAAAACAUCAAAGUCAGCAAUGGACUUGUUGAAUGAUGACUCUAAGCCUCAAGCGAUAAGUUUGCUUCGUCAUGAAAUUGAAAAAUUGUUUAAUGAGUGUGUUUACUGGAGAGCCACGGUACAGAUAUAUUGGUGUUUAUGGGGCUUGAUCCAAAAUGGACCAUUGAAACCUAAACCGGAUGCGCAAGCGCAAGUUGGCGAAAAAGGUGUUGAUAGUACUUAUAACAUUACGCUUGAUGUUGACAAGCUCAACUUAGAGGGCGAAGUAAACAAGGACGGCAGUGGCGAUGACGCAGUAGUAGCCAUAGAAGAAGCCAUCACAUCGAGUGACGAUGAUUUCGACUACUUGAAAUAUUCCAACCAAAAGGCAGGACUAAUUUUGGGUGAUCUCUUGCAAUUUGGACUUCUCAAAGGAGAACAGGUGGAACCAAAGUACAAAGACCUUAUCAAGUAUCUCAGUGUCGAAACAUUCGACAUGUGA
This is a messenger RNA of Lodderomyces elongisporus, 1707 nucleotides long. Its product is annotated as bifunctional choline kinase/ethanolamine kinase. The transcript has a single exon. NCBI's taxonomy places the organism in Eukaryota, Fungi, Ascomycota, Pichiomycetes, Serinales, Debaryomycetaceae. Gene Ontology annotation, biological process: phosphatidylethanolamine biosynthetic process; phosphatidylcholine biosynthetic process. Gene Ontology annotation, cellular component: cytoplasm. The record is from RefSeq and is a predicted model, not a curated record. Bases 1 to 1707 code for a protein of 568 amino acids. Gene Ontology annotation, molecular function: ethanolamine kinase activity; choline kinase activity.